AUUCAAAUAAUUGUGAUUAUUUAAAUUAUGAUCUCUAUAGAGUUGUUGCGUUUAUGUCAAUUGUUUUACGUCGCAUGAAGUGUUUAUAUGUGAUAAAAUGUUAUUGAGUGGUUUUUUCUCUUGGCGAAUGGAUGUUUGUGUGAUAAAAAUUGAAGAUGUUGCUAUAUGACAACUCGGCUUGUAAGCUUAUGUCUAUUUUCAUUGGAGCAGUUCAGGUCUGUUUUAUGAAAGCUCCUGUCGGAGAUUGUGAUAAUUGCUGCCAAAGAGAUGACAAUGAAGACAUUAAAUAUAAACUGUACACGAGGAAUAGGCCAUACCUGUCUAGACACGAGAUCAUUAGGGUGAACGACUUUGCAUCGCUAAACAGAACACAGUUCAGCUUCUCGCAGCCGACUGUCAUCUAUUUAUUCGGGUUUUCAGAAUCAGCAACUGGCGCUAGUACUGUUGCAUUAAAAAAUGCGUUCCUGAGCAACGGCGAUUAUAAUUUCAUAAGCGUAGAUUGGUCGCGUCUCAUCGUGUUCCCUUGGUAUAUUUCGGCGCUGAGAAACACACGUUACAUGGGGAAACGUCUGGCAGACUUUAUUCAGUUUCUGGAUACAGCAGGCGUACCAGCAGGAAGCGUGUAUGUUAUCGGGUUCUCUCUGGGCGCUGAGGCUGCUGGUUUUGCGGGGAAAGAGCUACAAAGAAGAGGGCUUAAGCUGGGUAGGAUAACAGGAUUAGAUCCCGCCUAUCCUGGCUACAGCGUUGCUGACAGUUCAGGACAUCUAGCAAAAGGCGACGCCAUAUUUGUUGACGUCAUACAUACGAACCCAGGGGUUUUUGGUUUCCCGAAACCAAUAGGUGACGUGGACUUCUACCCUAACCCCGGUGCAUGGAUACAACCUGGGUGCUGGUUUGAUCAGCUCAUUAAGAAUCGGCAGUUGAGUUUUAUUUAUGGCUGCAGCCAUAACCGAGCGUGGCGGUUGUAUGCUGAAUCGUUACAGAACCCCUCAGGCUUCCCCGCGACGCUGUGCAUGGACUGGAGGAACGUCUCUUCACAAUGCGGCUUUACUAUGGAUGGAUUUAUGGGCUUUGGAGCUCAACCACCGACUCAAGGAAAGCUGUAUUUAACUACGAACGAUAAACCGCCGUUUGCAAGAAAUGGACCAUAACAUACGGUGUUUAUCUAAAACAUAGAUAAUACUGUCAGAUGGGAAUAGUCAUUACCGUGCUGCUAAACAGUAUAAAUAAACAAU
This is a messenger RNA of Leptidea sinapis, 1235 nucleotides long. Its product is annotated as phospholipase A1. Gene Ontology annotation, molecular function: lipase activity. Gene Ontology annotation, biological process: lipid metabolic process. The transcript has 8 exons. The coding region runs from base 156 to 1151 and encodes 331 amino acids. The record is from RefSeq and is a predicted model, not a curated record. NCBI's taxonomy places the organism in Eukaryota, Metazoa, Arthropoda, Insecta, Lepidoptera, Pieridae.